Molecule: messenger RNA, 1416 nt
Organism: Balaenoptera acutorostrata (minke whale)
Lineage: Eukaryota; Metazoa; Chordata; Mammalia; Artiodactyla; Balaenopteridae
Gene: CAPNS1
Product: calpain small subunit 1
Exons: 11
Coding region: 146-946 (266 amino acids)
Molecular function (GO): calcium ion binding
Source: RefSeq, a predicted model, not a curated record
GUCGCCCAGCAAGUGCCUAAUCCGGCCUCUUCCGCCUGAGUCACCCGCCCCUCCCUGCGGAGCCGGACGCAGCCGCAGGCCCCAGAGCAGCACAGACUAGCGGACCGGCCGACAAGCGAGCGAGGUGGAAUCUUGAGUCACAGCCAUGUUCCUGGUUAACUCGUUCUUGAAGGGUGGAGGAGGCGGCGGGGGAGGCGGGGGCCUGGGCGGGGGCCUAGGGAAUGUGCUCGGAGGCCUGAUCAGCGGGGCCGGAGGCGGCGGCGGCAGAGGAGGAGGCGGCGGCGGCGGUGGCGGCGGUGGUGGCGGAACUGCCAUGCGCAUCCUGGGCGGGGUCAUUAGCGCCAUUAGUGAGGCGGCUGCGCAGUACAACCCAGAGCCCCCGCCCCCUCGAACCCAUUACUCCAACAUCGAGGCCAAUGAGAGUGAGGAGGUCCGGCAGUUCCGGAGGCUCUUUGCCCAGCUGGCUGGAGAGGACAUGGAGGUCAGUGCCACAGAACUCAUGAACAUUCUCAACAAAGUCGUGACCCGACAUCCUGAUCUGAAGACUGAUGGUUUUGGCAUUGACACAUGUCGCAGCAUGGUGGCUGUUAUGGAUAGUGACACGACCGGCAAACUGGGCUUCGAGGAAUUCAAGUACUUGUGGAACAACAUCAAAAAGUGGCAGGCAAUAUACAAACAGUUUGACAUUGACAGUUCAGGGACCAUUGGCAGCAGUGAACUCCCGGGGGCCUUUGAGGCAGCAGGAUUCCACCUGAAUGAGCAUCUCUACAACAUGAUCAUCCGACGCUACUCAGAUGAGGAAGGGAACAUGGAUUUUGACAACUUCAUCAGCUGCCUGGUCAGACUGGAUGCCAUGUUCCGUGCCUUCAAAUCUCUUGACAGAGAUGGCACUGGACAAAUCCAGGUGAACAUCCAGGAGUGGCUACAGCUGACCAUGUAUUCCUGAAUGGGAGUCCCAGACCUGCCCCCUCAUCACCUCGCUGUAGGAGUCGCCUUGGACUCUUCAGUCUCCCCCAGGGCUGAUCCUGUUUGCAGUCACAUCUUCAUGGCUCCUGCUGACCCACAGGCCUUUCUGUUCUCCCAGCCCUUGGCACCUGGAUUCUCAGUCAACAGCCAGGGCCCAACAUGCUUCAACACACCCUGCCCCAGCACACCCAUCUCACAUCUACUCCAUAAUCCCUCUCUUGCAUCUGUGCCAAGCCCAACGUUUGUGUUGCUUGCACACCCCAAGGGCCCUUCUCAGUUCUGGGAGGAUGACUCCAGUCCCUACACACUCUGGCACACCCAUUCAGUUACCACCCAGGCAGCUGAACUCCAGGCUAUAAUAGGCCACAUGCCCCAGUGCCUUUGUCUGUAUUCUGCUCCCAGCCUGCCAGGCCCAGGAGGAAAUAAAUGCACCCUAGUUGCUCUCUCUGA